AUGGCGCACCGUGGAGAUCGUUCCCCGCCAGCUCCUUCCCCGCGACUCCCUACGGAGCGUUUCAAGCCCGCACAGCGACCCAAUCUCGACGUUUCAUAUGUCGAUAUCGACUCGUCUCCAGGUUGGCCCCGGGCCGCAGUAGUAUCUACCGCAGUUCUGUCAUUAGAUACCCAUCGGCCUUACUUUACCGCCCAGGUACCUAUCCGCGCCAACGGUGUAUGCAUGCUCGCACUUAUCGACACUGGGGCGGGAGUCACGGUUGCCAGUCAGACCUUGCUUCCCUUAUUAGGCAUCUUUCACAUGGGUCCUUGCCGGGUGCCGGCAGCUGUCGGCAUGGCCGGAACUCCUGUUAAGUUCGCUGGUUGUGCCAAUGUCACGAUCAAGCUCGGAAACACGGAGUACACUCAGUUGAUUCACUUCACGGAAGGUCUGUGUGUCCCUCGGUCAGUCGAUGCCUACAACAUCAUACUCGGAAACGAUUUCCUGCAACGGUUGCCACCUUGGACCUUGAAUUAUCCCCGUCGUUUGUUUUUGGUGGGAAGCGACACAUUGCCAAUCGUGACGACUACAUCGCCGUCUUCACCACCCGAUCUUCCAACAGAGAUCUCCAUUCCGGUUCGUGCGGCCGAAACCGUGCUCGAACAACCAUCGUGUCACUAUCGUGUCAUGGACGAGUCUAGUACAUCUGCACUCGCUGCUGACAUAGUGUCUCCUGUGUCCAAUAUCUCUGCUGAUUCCCUUGUAGGCAGUGUUUCGGCAUCGGGGGCUAAUGUCCAACCUUCUAACACGCGCAUUCUCGUCACUGAGGGUGGUGCAGCCCAGCCGCUACAGCAGACAGCAACCGGAUCGGACCAACCUCCUACUGAUGCUUCUUCUGGUCAUUCGGCAUCUCUACAUCCACGGGCUAAGGCUCAACUUUCGGACACCGACAAUGACUCGGCCACGCAUACGACACGGGAACUUCGGGAAUCACAUGCUUCUCCGCGAGCUUCGUAUAAAACGCGUGAUCAGGCACCGUCGAGGACUCGCCGUCGCAACCGCCGCUGGACUCAUGGCCAUCAACGGCGGAUUCGCCGAUCGUCUGACUAG
Molecule: messenger RNA, 1089 nt
Organism: Haemonchus placei
Lineage: Eukaryota; Metazoa; Nematoda; Chromadorea; Rhabditida; Trichostrongylidae
Source: the annotation of a GenBank genome assembly